Messenger RNA from Dicentrarchus labrax (European seabass), 536 nucleotides. RefSeq names its product THAP domain-containing protein 1-like. The coding region runs from base 1 to 318 and encodes 105 amino acids. The transcript is spliced from 3 exons. Lineage: Eukaryota; Metazoa; Chordata; Actinopteri; Moronidae. The record is from RefSeq and is a predicted model, not a curated record.
AUGGUAGGGGGCACUCGUGAGCCCAGAGAUUAUGCUACGCCGCACCUGCAGACACCAGAGUCAAUCAGAGUCAACGGAGAACGAGCAACUAUACCCGUAUUUUGUGCAGCUUACGGUUGCAAUAACCGGCGCAGCAUUGAUACCAGAUCGCGUGGGAUGUUUCCCAGUGAUACAGGCCUGAGGAGCCAAUGGGAAGUUGCUAUAAGACGGGAGGGUUUUGUUGCAACUGAGUCGUCAAAGCUCUGUAGUGAGCACUUCAAGCCUGAUGACUUUGACAGGACGGGUCAGAUUGUCAGGCUUAGAGAUGGUGCGAAAUAAAUUCAAAUGAACAAUCAAACUUGUUUCUUUAUUAAAAUAUAAAAUUAAUUCAUUUAUACAUCUAUCAAUAUGCCAUAGCCUACCAUAUGUCUUUGUUAAAGAGGAUAAUACAAAGUCUUUUAGCAUGAAAGCAUGUAUUUUUCAAUGUGUGACAGCGUCCUGUAUCAUAACUAAAUCUCUGCCGUUUGUAACAAACCAAACCGUGUGAAAAUCCGGUA